GCGGGACGUCCCGGAAACAAUAUUCGGGGAACAGUGUUUGAAAACACGGAAAAGAUGCGGACGGGAUCGUCCGCCGUUUGCUGUGAUCGCGUGUAUAUACGGUGAAUAUCGGACGGUUGCCGAGGUAACGCAUAAAAUGAGACGUUAUGUUCCAUUCGGCGGGAUUUCUUAGCGGGCUGCUCAUCCUCCUGCCGAUGAUCGCGCUGUGCGAUGGCGCGAACCAGACGUAUGAGAUUGAUUGCAAUAAUUUACGAAUGGGACAAUACAUCUGUCCCCAUCCCAAUUACGACUUCAUAGACCUCAAUACGCAACAGCCACGCGGAUGCACUAAGGAGAACAAGGCCAAAGUGUUAUGUCUAGUUGCUGAUGGUCUCAUCUGUACAGAGACGAAAAAUAAUACUUUCAAAAAGGAUAUACCCUGCAAAUGGACAAAUGGAUAUUCUUUUGAGACAUCAUUAUUGCUGUCGAUAUUUCUUGGUAUGUUUGGCGCAGAUCGAUUUUACCUUGGAUAUCCUGCCUUGGGCUUACUCAAGUUGAGCACACUGGGGUUCCUUUUUCUUGGUCAAUUUGCUGAUGUAAUAUUGAUAGCUACACAAAUUGUAGGACCAGCAGAUGGUUCGCAUUAUGUGAUGCCAUAUUAUGGUGCUGGAAUUAACAUUGUGACAAGCAACAAUUUUACGUACAGAGUGCCACAAUACGAUUAUUAAGAGAAAGGAGCAAAUUUGCUGUACAAAUGGGAAUUUUUUUAAAAAUAUUGUAUAAUCUUUUCUACCGCGAACAACGAUGUACAAUCCUAAAUUUGAGUCCUAUUUCGCUAUAUAUUUGAAUGUAAAUUAGUCUCUAUUAUUAUACUAUAUUACUAUUCCAAUGAAUAAGCUGAAUACUAAUUUGUAGAUAUACAUUUCAACGAAAUACUGUAUAUAAGAAUUUAUGCAUUGCCAGGUAAUAUAAUUGAAUAAUAAAUUUACAGCUUUUAUUUCUA
Cataglyphis hispanica is the source of this 982-nucleotide messenger RNA. RefSeq names its product TM2 domain-containing protein CG10795 (gene bisc). The record is from RefSeq and is a predicted model, not a curated record. The transcript is spliced from 3 exons. Lineage: Eukaryota; Metazoa; Arthropoda; Insecta; Hymenoptera; Formicidae. The coding region runs from base 147 to 707 and encodes 186 amino acids.